Messenger RNA from Saccharomycodes ludwigii, 406 nucleotides. RefSeq names its product 40S ribosomal protein eS24. The annotation marks the transcript as partial. Lineage: Eukaryota; Fungi; Ascomycota; Saccharomycetes; Saccharomycodales; Saccharomycodaceae. Gene Ontology annotation, biological process: translation. The transcript has a single exon. Gene Ontology annotation, cellular component: ribosome. Gene Ontology annotation, molecular function: structural constituent of ribosome. The record is from RefSeq and is a predicted model, not a curated record.
GUCUGACGCUAUCACUAUCCGUACUAGAAAGGUUAUCUCCAACCCAUUGUUGGCUAGAAAGCAAUUUGUUGUUGAAGUUUUGCACCCAAACAAGGCUAAUGUUUCUAAAGAUGAAUUGCGUGAAAAAUUAGCUGAAGUUUACAAGGCUGAAAAAGACGCUGUUUCUGUUUUUGGUUUCAGAACUCAAUAUGGUGGUGGUAAAUCUACUGGUUUUGGUUUAGUUUACAACUCUCCAGCUGAUGCCAAGAAAUUUGAACCAGCUUACAGAUUAGUUAGAUACGGUUUAGCUGAAAAGACUGAAAAACCUUCCAGACAACAAAGAAAACAAAGAAAGAACAGAGAUAAGAAGGUCUUUGGUACUGGUAAGAGUUUGGCUAAGAAGGUUGCUCGUCGUAACGCUGAUUAG